Strongylocentrotus purpuratus (purple sea urchin) is the source of this 1090-nucleotide messenger RNA. Its product is annotated as putative Ras-related protein Rab-33. Gene Ontology annotation, cellular component: Golgi apparatus; endosome. Gene Ontology annotation, molecular function: GTPase activity; GTP binding. The transcript has 2 exons. Bases 1 to 762 code for a protein of 253 amino acids. Gene Ontology annotation, biological process: Rab protein signal transduction. NCBI's taxonomy places the organism in Eukaryota, Metazoa, Echinodermata, Echinoidea, Camarodonta, Strongylocentrotidae. The record is from RefSeq and is a predicted model, not a curated record.
AUGGAACCGGGAAAAGAGCAAGCCAACGGUAGAGGAGCUACGGAUCCAAACGACAAAAAUCGCCGCAUUUUCAAGAUCAUCGUCAUCGGGGAUUCUAACGUGGGGAAAACAUGUCUCACCUACCGUUUCUGCGGCGGGGAGUUCCCCGAGAAGACCGAAGCGACGAUUGGGGUCGAUUUCCGGGAGAAGAAUGUCACAAUAGAAGGAGAAACUGUAAAGAUUAAUCCUAUUAUUAAAUGGCAUUUAUCUCUUGUUUGUCUCCCUCUACAGUUACAACUCUGGGACACUGCUGGCCAGGAGAGAUUCCGUAAGAGCAUGGUCCAGCAUUACUACCGUAAUGUACAUGCCGUCAUCUUUGUCUACGAUGUCACGAAAAUGAGUACAUUUGAAAGCUUGCCGACAUGGAUAGACGAAUGCGACAGGCAUUCUCUUUCCCCGGAUACGCCACGCGUCCUCGUCGGCAACAAAUGUGACAUGGCGGAUAGGAAGGUGGUCACGUCGGGCAUCGCCCAGAAGUUCUCGGACGCCAACAACAUGCCCUUUUUUGAGACGGCGGCAAAAUUGGAGGAAGAGGGGGAUAAGAUCAAUAACGUUUUCAUGACCUUGGCUCACAAACUAAGAGAUCACAAGUCCAUGAUGCCUCCUCCGUUUGAUGAAGCUGAUUCAAGGGAUUCUAGGGGCAAGUCAAUCAAGCUACGACCAAAUAAAGCAGAGUUAGACGGAGACGAUGACCAACCGUCAGACAGCUCCUGUGCUUGUUAAUGAUGUAACAGCAACUCAUCGACUAACGUGUCAUCUCAACAACUUCAAAAUACUCAAAAUCCUAAAGUGCAGUAAUUAUAACUGUUUAUUUCAAAAACAGUUCUUGUAAAUAGUUGGAGAUAUAUUAUUAAUUGUAUAUAUGAUAGUUAGAAAAUUAAUGUGAUGAAAUAUACAUUGUUCUGUUCUAAAUCUCUAUUAUUCAAAUGUUUCACCAUAUUUGUAAAGUUAUUCUAAAGGGAAAGAGGAAAUUUAUUUUUUUGAAGAUUGUUGACUAUCUCAGCUUUAAAGAUAAAGUUGAGUUCUGGGAUUUGUUUCACAAAGCCUUUUU